CAUUUUCACAAGCAGAUCCACAGACACAGGAUUUGCUUCUCUGUGAAACUUGAACUUGAAACUGUGAUUGAUUUAUAGCAUGGCUUUAUAUAAAUGGUCCCCGACGUCUCGCUGAAGUUUAUUUUGAGAAGUGAUCAACCCUUGUCGACAUUUCCACAGGUAAAACAACCAGAAAUGGAGACGGCAAUGUUAAAAGUUUUUCUGCUGUUAGUUUUAAUCAACGUAACGAUGGGAGGAUGGGGGCCUUAUCCCCGGACCGAAAUUUGCACGGCGCCCCCAGAGACUGGACCCUGUAUUGCAUAUUUUAGACGUUUUUUCCAUGUCAAUGGAUUUUGUCUUCCUUUUGUGUACGGCGGAUGUGAAGGAAAUGCCAACAACCACGAGACCUUCCAAGAUUGUUUACAAGCAUGCGUUUUACUAAGACCAUCAAGGCCGUUUUAUUAACAUCACAAUAAAUGAAUAUUAUUCUAAAGCCUUAAAGAACACUUAACACAUUUACGAAUUUAUAAUCAGCCCGUUUCGGUAACAAUUGAGCAAAAUAAAAAUGUGGAACACUGUACAAUACAAAGUUUGUGUAAAUGAUAUGCAAUUUUUAUAAUGAAAUAAAGUUAGAAAUUAAUUUAA
Pecten maximus is the source of this 624-nucleotide messenger RNA. RefSeq names its product tauPI-stichotoxin-Hcr2b-like. The coding region runs from base 94 to 444 and encodes 116 amino acids. Gene Ontology annotation, molecular function: serine-type endopeptidase inhibitor activity. NCBI's taxonomy places the organism in Eukaryota, Metazoa, Mollusca, Bivalvia, Pectinida, Pectinidae. The transcript is spliced from 3 exons. The record is from RefSeq and is a predicted model, not a curated record.